UGUAUCUCUUGAUCCUGCAUCACCAGAUAAAGCCCCUUUUGACUCGAAGGAAUCCAGAAUUCCAAUUAGGGUUUUUAUAAAGGCACAAAAGGCGGAGCCUUUUUGGGGAUUUCCCUCUUCAUUUCCUCUCUCUCUCUCUCUCCUUCUGUCAGUGCGGAGAUUCUGCAAUGAAGCUGAAGCAAUUGGAAGGCCUCCUAGGCAAUCUCCAACAGUUCUCCAACCCAAAGGUGGAGCUGGAACAGUACCCGACCGGACCUCACAUUGCUUCUCGCGUGCUUUACACCGCGGAGAAUUCGUUCGGAGAUGUGGGCGACAGGGUCGUAGCUGAUUUCGGGUGCGGCUGCGGGACGUUGGGUAUUGCGGCGGCUCUCUUGGGUGCAGAGCACGUUGUUGGGGUUGAUGUCGAUUCCCAGUCUCUCGAAAUCGCGUCUGCCAAUGCUGAGGAGCUUGAGGUGGAAUUGAACUUGGUUCAAUGUGACCUUGGGAACUUGGAUUUUAGGGGCCAGAUUGUUGAUACUGUCGUAAUGAAUCCUCCUUUUGGUACCCGGAAAAAGGGGGUGGACAUGGAGUUUCUCCGAGUAGCUCUUGCGGUUGCCUCUCAAGCUGUUUAUUCCUUGCAUAAAACAUCAACAAGAGAACAUGUUAAGAGGGCAGCCCUGCGGGACUUCAAUGCUAGCAGUGCCGAAGUUUUGUGUGAGCUUCGGUAUGAUGUGCCUCACUUGUACAAGUUUCACAAGAAAAAGGAGGUGGACAUUGCUGUGGACCUCUGGCGCUUUGUACCACGAGGAGCUUAGGUGAAACUGGAAAAGCGGUUGCACAUUUAAUUGAAACCCAGUAUAAUUAGAAACCGAGAAGUAGGAUCAUUUUUUUUUUCUUGGUAGUCGGAGGACAUUUGGAUUACACUGAAGAUUGUUUCUGUAUCAUGAUCUGUUCAUAGCAAUGGUAGGCUGUUCACUUCAGCCGCCAAAAAUUAAGGACCUUCUCUUGACAUUUGUAAUUAAUUAAAGUAAGAGCUUGUUUCAACCUGUUGCCUGUGCCACAUUGAUUCAUA
Eucalyptus grandis is the source of this 1051-nucleotide messenger RNA. Its product is annotated as rRNA N6-adenosine-methyltransferase METTL5. Gene Ontology annotation, molecular function: rRNA (adenine-N6-)-methyltransferase activity; nucleic acid binding. The coding region runs from base 168 to 794 and encodes 208 amino acids. The transcript is spliced from 9 exons. Gene Ontology annotation, biological process: rRNA methylation. The record is from RefSeq and is a predicted model, not a curated record. Lineage: Eukaryota; Viridiplantae; Streptophyta; Magnoliopsida; Myrtales; Myrtaceae.